AUGGGACACUCAGUACCACCGCUCAACGACAAGUCGCUGCUGAAGAACCAGACAUAUGUUAACGGAGAAUGGAUAGACGCAAAGUCUGGCAAGACCUUCGAGGUCCACGAUCCAGCAACAGGCAAACUCAUUGGCACAAUGCCUGAGAUGGAUCGCGCCGAUACCGAAGCUGCCAUCGCUGCUGCAGCUGCAGCUUUUCCUUCCUUCCGCAAAACUACCGGCCGCGAGCGCUCACGUAUGCUACGGAAAUGGUACCAGCUCAUGAUGGACAACGCAGAGGACCUGGCCAAGCUCAUAACGUGGGAGAAUGGAAAGCCCAUGGCAGAUGCGAAGGGGGAGGUCAACUACGCUGCGAGCUUUUAUGAGUGGUUCGCGGAAGAAGCGCCGCGAAUCUAUGGAACUACCAUUCCAGCGUCAAUUGCUGGAAACAGGGUUUUCACAAUCAAGGAGCCGGUCGGCGUUGUUGGAUUGAUCACACCAUGGAACUUCCCAGCAGCCAUGAUUACAAGAAAAAUUGGUCCAGCACUGGCGGCUGGUUGCACAGUCGUGGCCAAGUCUCCUGGUGAGACUCCCUUUACCGCUGCUGCCCUGGCUGAGCUUGCACACCGUGCGGGGAUACCAAAGGGCGUAGUAAACUUCGUCACGGCCCUUAAGAACACUCCAGAGGUGGGCGAGACAAUCACAUCAAGCAAGACCGUCAAGAAAGUUUCUUUCACGGGUUCCACAGGUGUAGGAAAGCUUCUGAUGAAGCAAUCAUCAGACACCCUGAAGAAACUCUCUUUUGAACUGGGUGGAAACGCACCCUUCAUCGUCUUCGACGACGCCGACCUCGAAUCCGCCGUAACCGGCGCCAUCACAUCCAAAUUCCGCUCUUCAGGCCAGACAUGUGUGUGCGCCAACAGAAUCUACGUCCAAUCCGGCAUCUACGACGAAUUCUGCACCAAGUUCACAGAAAAGGUCCAGAGUUUCAAGGUCGGCGGUGGAUACGAAGAGGGCAUCACACACGGUCCCCUCAUCCACGACCGCGCCGUAUCAAAAGUCGACGCACACGUCCAAGACGCUGUCAAGAACGGCGCCAAGGUCCUCCAUGGCGGCCAGAAACUCCCAGAUCUCGGUGCAAACUUUUACCAGCCCACUGUCCUCCGUGACAUGACUAAGGAUAUGCAACUUGCAAAGGACGAGACUUUUGGUCCUGUAGCGGGUCUCUUCCCCUUCAAGACUGAAGCCGACGUCGUUAAGCUUGCCAACGAGGCCGAUGUGGGUCUUGCUGGAUACUUCUUCAGCCGCGAUAUUCAGAGAGUGUACAGAGUCGCCGAGGCAUUGGAGGUGGGCAUGGUUGGCGUCAACACAGGUCUCAUUUCAGAUGUUGCUUCACCUUUUGGUGGCGUCAAGGAGUCUGGAUUUGGACGCGAAGGAAGCCAUAUGGGUAUUGACGAGUAUGUUGUUACCAAGACCAUUACUAUGGGUGGAAAUGGCCAGCCGCUGCAGGGCGAGUAA
Bipolaris zeicola 26-R-13 is the source of this 1497-nucleotide messenger RNA. RefSeq lists its product as uncharacterized. The transcript has 4 exons. Gene Ontology annotation, biological process: GABA catabolic process. The record is from RefSeq and is a predicted model, not a curated record. Lineage: Eukaryota; Fungi; Ascomycota; Dothideomycetes; Pleosporales; Pleosporaceae. The coding region runs from base 1 to 1497 and encodes 498 amino acids. Gene Ontology annotation, molecular function: succinate-semialdehyde dehydrogenase (NAD+) activity.